CGGAAGUUGUAUAUAUCUACUGGCUCUGACUUGACGCUGGUGAAUCAACGUGUUUGGCUCAUUCACUCUAGGUUUGGCUACAUUGCGUUGGACUGAUGUUAUGCGUGGUGUGUGGACCCAGUUAUCUCCAUCCACCCUACAGCAGCAGCAGCGUCCCAUUAACAGCCCACAAACUGCACCGUGCGGCGGCAACCCGCUGACGAAGCACCGCCCAGCUGAGGUAGCCCGCCCGGCGCAUGGACAGUCCCGCACAAUGGCAGAAGAUAUGGGGGUACCUCUAUCGUAAACCAACAACAGGUCGCAUGGAUAAUUCCUCCACAACCCGCCCGUAUCAUCUCCUGUGUGUGUUGAUUAGAGCGCCGCUGUCGGCUUGAUGUGGCCGGAGAGCCGUGCGGGAGCGGGGCUUCUCCUCCUGGCUGUCGACUGAGAGGAAAACGGCGUGGAGCAGGGGAGCACAGAGCCAACAGGCUGAGAGGAUAAGCCUUUUAAAAGCCAGCGCUCUUACAGUUGUGUGCUUCAAGAUUCUACCUUGUCCAGGUGUAGUGUGGCUGGGGGGCUCAGCAGGAUGGAAAUAGAUGCCCGUUUUCGCUACUAUUUCCAGCACCCGUGGUCGCGUCUCAUCGUGGCGUACCUCGUCACCUUUUUUAACUUCCUCAUCUUCGCAGAGGACCCCGUCUCUCACAGUCAGACAGAGGCCCAUAUGAUUGUGGUGGGCAACUGCUUCUCCUUCCUGUUCAACAAGUACCCGGGCCUCGGAUGGAACAUCCUGAAAGUAGUGUGCUGGAUACUGGCCAUUAUCACUGGCCUGUUAGCUGGCAAGUUUAUAUUCCACCGCCAGCUCUUUGGUCGAUACCUGCGCCUGAAAAUGUUCCGCGAGGAUCAUGGCUCCUGGAUGACCAUGUUCUUCAGCACCAUCCUCCUCCUCUUCAUCUUCUCACACAUCUACAACCUUUUCCUGCUGAUGGCUGGGAGCAUGAAGCCUCACAUGGUGACAGAGUACAUGGGCAUCAGGAAUGAGAGCUUUAUGAAGAUUGCUGCAGUGGGGACGUGGAUGGGAGACUUUGUCACUGCUUGGAUGGUGACAGAUAUGAUGCUCCAGGAUCAGCACUACCCAGACUGGGGCAAAGCAGCCAGAAGGUUCUGGAAACAAGGCAACAACAGGAUUGUUCUCUUCUGGACAGUACUCUUCUCUCUGACAUCGGUGGUGGUUCUGGUCAUCAGUACCGACUGGAUCAGCUGGGACAACCUGAACCGAGGCUUCCUGCCCAGCGAUGAGGUCUCCAGAGCCUUCCUGGCCUCCUUCAUUUUGGUCUUCGACCUUCUCAUUGUCAUGCAGGACUGGGAGUUCCCUCAAUUUAUGGGUGACCUGGAUAUGAAUCUACCAGGAAUGUCAACAACGCAUGUGAAGGUCAAGCUUCCUGUCUGCAAGAGUAUCUUUAAAGAGGAGUACCACAUUCAUAUCACAGGUAAGUGGUUCAACUAUGGUAUCAUCUUCCUCGUGCUGAUUUUGGACCUUAACAUGUGGAAGAACCAAAUCUUCUACAAGCCCUACGAGUAUGGUCAGUAUGUCGGGCCUGGUGAGAAGAUCUACACAGUGGAGGAGCCAGAAACGCUCAGGAACUUCAACCACAGCACGCUCACCUACGCGUGGCGCUCCACCAACAUCAAUCCCAGCACCAACUUAACCUACGUUGAGCGGGACAUGUUCCUCCACAGCCGCUUUGUCGGAGCCAGCCUGGACAUCAAGUGCCUGGCCUUCAUCCCAAGCCUGGCGGCGUUUGUCCUGUUCGGGUUCUUCAUCUGGUUGUUUGGGCGAUUUCAGGACAGCGAGACCUUCACGGAAAACCAAGACAAGUCGUAUGAGAGGAUAAAGAGGAAGUCGCCGUCGGAGUACAGCAAGGAGAUGGGUGUUACGCCAGAGGAGAUGCACGUGACCAUGAAUGAUGUUCUGAAGGGUUCAGGAACACCCAAGCUUCUCUCGGUGGACGGGCCACACUUCGGAGCAACACCCUCAACGAACUCAACUAUUUCCAUGGAAACCCAAGAGACACAUCCAAGCAUUGUGAUUGACAGUGCAGAGCAGGAGGAACCAGCAGUCUCUUUUGAUGUCCACAAGAUCUCUCCGUGACCUUAUAAACUUCUAAACUUUUGAGCUAUAGAAGAGACCUACAGACAGGUUGAAAAUGAGAGUCUUGAUGUAGUUUGUCAAGAUCUUAAAUUGUUGCUUUUUUUCAGAUAAGACCAAGCUGCAACAGAAGAUGAACAAAACUGUUCAUGAGAUUCAGGAAAAUGACAAGUUACCAAGUCAGUCCUGAUGGCUAUUGCAGUUGCGUUUGUUUGAAUAUGUUUUUGUAAAACAAUCUUUUUAAAAGCCUCUAAAAUGGCACCAAUUCUGGUAACAAACAGAUAUUUUAAAACAGAAUGCAAACUCUUAAUUGACAUGGUGCUCGCUUGGAUUUUGCAUUUUCCAUAAUUCAAUUUUGUCAUGGCAAACUACUUUGGUGCCUAUAUCAGAGGAGUUUUUCUACAUGUCAUGACACUGCAGUCAGAUGAAUUUUAUUGUAUCACACCAGUGUUACAGCUACACUAGUGCCUUGAUAUUUUAUAUAGUCAGAUACAGACAGAAACAUAUUCUGACAGUCUACUAUAGGCAACAAAAUGGAAGAGUUAUGGUCUGCUAUAUUAAUGUCUUCUAUAUUUAUUUUUUAUUUAUUUAUUUGUUUUUAUUUUUUCCACUCAUGGUAAUGCACAACUCCAGAAAAAAACCCCGAUUCACAAUCAAAACACAGCUCUACACAUUCCUUGACUGAAAAGGAGCAGGGAGAAGAAAAAUCUUAUAUUGCCAGCCUUUUACUCAAAACACAAUAAACAACAGAAGUAGAUUGGCUGUCCAUUACAGUUACUUAACAACCAAUAUUUACAGUAACAUGAGAAAAGAAAUUAUCAAGACCCAUACACAAUAAUUCACCAUCAACUAAGGAAACGCAUCUCCUGACAACUUCAUAUAGUCUAAUUAUUCUUUCUUUAUACAUUUUCUUAAACUGAAAGAUAUUUAUACAACCCUUUAAAUCCUUCUGUCGAUAAUUCCACAGUUUGACGGCAACCACUGAAGUACACAUCUGCUAGUAAUCCGUGCAUACUGAUGCUUAAAAUGACAUUUCCUUCUCUGGUCCUCGUCUUUGGAACUAAAAAGAAGCAACUUUUGUAAAUGUAUGUAUGUAAUAUAUGCUUUCACACCAUAUGGACAAUGUUUACCUCAUUUGAUCCUCAUCAUUUUAAUUUAUUCUGAUGUGACGUCUCUUUUACUUGAUUUUUAAAAUGUAUCAUUCUUGUUGAAAUGACAUGAUUAUGAACAUCAAUGUACGUUGAUGACCUAUUCAUAUCCCCGCACUUGAUAUUAGUUGCAGAGAUAAUAAAUGCAAUCAGAAGAGAUCAAAUAGCAAACCAACAAGCCACCUCAUGAUCGCUUAUGUGGCUGCUGCACCUGGACUGAAUACCGACAGAGUCAGAAAGGUGGUUUUGCCCUUGGCAUAAACAUGCCAUUGAAGUGCAGGAGAGGCUUCUGCUCCAAAGCUCAGGGCUUCUUUAUGCCUAGAUAAACCUGAAAAGUUUUAGAAGCAGUUUUGCAGUCAUGGUUAAUGCAUGAUAACAUUAUUUAUUUAUUUAUUUGAAACAUUAUACUAUUGUAAAAAAAAUUGCUGAUUUCAAACGCAACUGAAACCUGCUGCAGAUAUCUUUGAAAGUGUUCACUGCCUUUUUACAUUUUCCUAUGCUAUGCAGUCUCAUUAAAAUACAUAUAUUUGGAGUUUUUGGUCCCAAAAUGGAUGCUCUUCAUUUAUUUACUAUCAAGUGCAAAUACUAACUCAAUUAUUACUACAUUACUAACUGAAUUGUUUCAUAUAAGUUUUUCAGAUGUCAGUGAGUACUUUGCAUAGAAAUUUGACCAAUGAUAUCAAAUAAUUCCGUAUUUUGAACAAAUAUUCCUACAUAAGAUAAUAUGCUAAUUUAAAAGAGAUUCAUGAUAGACAGGGUGGAAGGAUAUUAUGUGCUCUUGCAUCUCUCUGCAUUAUAAUGGACUAUCAAAAAUACCCACAUCCAUAGCUCCUUAACACCUUUUUGUAAUUUUUUUAAAUUAUAAUCAAUUCAUAAAUUGAUGAAUUAUAAAGAUUUUUUUAAUAAUUCAAUUACAUUUGAUAGCAUUUAUAUAUUUAUAUACUACGGUAAAAUAAUAUUUGCCAAUUCAUUAAUUAAAUUUUCUUAUUCUGUCUUUAAAUGAUAAAUUAAUUUAAUUAAAAUAUAAACUCACAAAAGUUAUUUAAAAAAGGCUUUUGAACUUGACUUUGUAUUAAAUUUACUGUGUGCCUAUCAUAAUGCAUCUCACAAUUCAUUUGUCUGCUGCUUUAACAUUUACAGUUUUCAUUUCAUAAUUACUUAAAUUUAAUUACUCUGAUUGGCCAACUGCUAUGUAUUUGUGGGAGUCGUGCCAAUCAAAGCUCCUGCUGCUGCUCUGUGGGUAGGAUUUCAUUUAAUUUUUAGGUGACACAAUGCUUACAUGUCUUACAGUCUUUGAAUUAAAGAGAGCUGUCUUUAUAGUCAAGCAAACACAUAAUGGAAACUAAAUGUUAAACAGAGUUUGUAAAUAUUAGACAGAAUAAGGAAGUAGAAUUAUUAUUUGGCAAAUUUAUUGAUUUUUUUAGCUUAUUAAUACACCAUUUAAAUGUACCUUUAAAUCAUCAUAUGUAUAAUGUAUUUAUAAUGCCUAUAAUGUAUAAUAGCUUUUUAAAAUGUAUCAAUUUAUUAAUUGAUUAUAUAAAACACUGUAGAACUUAAUUAUUCUGGUGGCACACUGCAGACUGUGUGUGUGUGGCUGUGUGUGUACAUUCUGGACGCAUUGUGUCAUUUGUGUCUGUAAAGGAUGUUUUAUACUUAAUAGUGCAUGUUGUGUGUGUGUGUGUGUGUGUGUGUGCGUGUGCAUGUGUGCACUGGAGACUUGUGAAGUGUGUAUGUGUUUGCUACUACACUUGUUUUUGACAAAGGCCAUUCUGUGAAGAGGUCAGUUUAUUUAGCAUAAUUGGUUGCAGCGUUUGGUUCUGUAAUUAUCCUUUUAUACAUUACAGCUCUAUGAAGACAUUAGAUAUUAGUGUCUCACCAAAGGGCAGAACCUCUUUGGACUUGAAGGGGAUCUAAUAUGUUUGCAAUGUAUUGUGUUUAGGUUAAAAGUGAGGGUUUCCUCUUUGUUGUUCAUUUUCAUUGAAUUGUGUUGCAAAACUGACACUUCCUGUUCCUGAGUCUGUGCUUUUUUUAAAGCAGAGGAACUCUUUCAGUGUUUGCUCAGUGUACUGUAUGUCUCUUGAACCUUGUGUUACCAAUAAAUGAAUACAUUUGUAUAUACUCUA
This is a messenger RNA of Siniperca chuatsi (mandarin fish), 5396 nucleotides long. RefSeq names its product transmembrane protein 117 (gene tmem117). The coding region runs from base 566 to 2128 and encodes 520 amino acids. Gene Ontology annotation, biological process: intrinsic apoptotic signaling pathway in response to endoplasmic reticulum stress. The record is from RefSeq and is a predicted model, not a curated record. NCBI's taxonomy places the organism in Eukaryota, Metazoa, Chordata, Actinopteri, Centrarchiformes, Sinipercidae. The transcript has 9 exons.